UUUUUUUCUUCCCCAAUCUUCUUCGUUCGGUAACUAGCCAAAAGUAAAACCAAAGGUGUUCGGACGCAAAAGACUUGCUCCAAGAUGUCAGUCGAACUGCGUCGCCUCCCGGACGCCGACGCCCGUACGGCGUCGGCCCAGCAGACGGACGAGGAGGAUGUCAACACCUUGAUCCAGACUAUGCCACCAACCGACAAGGGCGCCGCCGCGUGGAAGUUUCUGUUGUCAAGCUUCGUCAUCGAAGCGCUUCUCUGGGGCUUUCCCUUGACUUUUGGCGUCUUCCAGGAAUACUAUUCCUCACAGCCGCAGUUCAAAGACGACCCGAACAUCGCCAUCAUAGGCACCGUGUCGACGAGCAUCUACUUUCUCGGCGCGCCCCUCGCGGCCCCUCUCGUCAAGAGGUUCCAUCUCUACCAGAGACACAUGGUCGUCGUCGGCUGGGCCCUCUGCGUCGCCUCCCUGGUCGGCGCCUCCUUCGCCGACUCCGUCCCGGGGCUCAUCGCCACCCAGGGCGUCCUCUACGGCUUCGGCUUCCUGAUGCUGUACUUCCCGGUGCUGCGAAUGCUCAACGAGUGGUUCGUCGCCCGCCGCGGCCUGGCGUACGGCGUCCUCUACGCAGGGGGCGGCUUCAGCGGCGUCGGCCUGCCGUUCCUCCUGCAGCUGCUGUUGUCCAGGUAUGGAUACCGCACGACGCUGCGCGCCGUUGCGGUGGCCCAGUUCGCCUGCGUUGCGCCCGUCCUGCACAUGGUCAAGGGCCGGCUGCCGCCGUCGCCCCGGGGCGCGAUGCGCAUGUUCGAUGUCAGCUUCCUGCGGCAGCCUCUCUUCUACUGCUUCGCGCUCUCCAACCUGUUCCAGGGGUUUGCCUACUAUAUCCCCUCGCUGUAUCUGCCUUCCUACGCAUCCGCCAUCGGGCUGUCGGGUACCAUGGGAGCCUUGCUGCUCGCGGCCCACAACCUGGCGACUGUCUUUGGGCAGCUCGGCUUCGGAUGGCUCUCCGACCGGACGGACAACGUCUUCGCCCUCAUGUUCGUGUCGUCCUUCGUGUCGUCCGUUGCGGCGUUCACGCUCUGGGGCUUCGCCCAUUCACUGGCGUUGUUAGUGGUAUUUGCGCUGGUCUUCGGCAUGUUCGCCGGUGGUUUCCUGAUAUUCUGGGCCAAGUUCGGCGCCAUGUUGUCCGAUGAUCCCCAGCCCGUGUUCAGCAUGAUGGCCUUCGGCAAGGGCAUCGGCAACUUGGCCACCGGUCCCAUCACGGCGGGCCUGUUGACGAAGCCGGUGAGCUGGGGAUACGGCAUGGGCCGGUACGAGUCGUUGAUUCUGUUCCUGGGUUCGUUCAUGUUGUGUUCGUCGCUCGGGGCUUUUGCGUGGCCACUGAAGAAGCGCUGAGCCAAUGGCUCUUCUCAAACCACACUUACACCCUCUUGACAUUCUUUUUUGUUCUGUCUUCUUUCCAACAACUGUGGAUAUUCAGAACCAUUGAAGACGCCAAUCUGGUAAUUGGCAUAAUGGAGGUGGAAGAGGUUAUCCUCUUAAAUAAGUAUGAUGAUCCGCUCGUCCAUCAGCUAUUGUACCUGGUCAGCGAUCUCGAACUCCUCCAUCUCCUUGACAGUCUGCUCUAUUCGGUGGACAAGAACAAUAUCGAGUCCCAGUAGCUCCUUAUCCUCAAGCAGUUCGGAAAACCUCUUCUUCCAAAGACGUAACUUGCCCAAGCCUUGCCCUUCGGUAGCCUCUUCAACUGCAUCUUUGUGCGGUCUGGCGAAGAUUAUGUCUUGGAAUACCAAGCUUCCACGACGUAUAGCCCACUCAGUCGCUACCCAGAGCCUAGACUCCAGGAUGAUACCCUUGUCUGGGGACUCGUCAAGGGCGCUCUGAAGUUGCCAGAUGGGGAAGUUCAACCAGGGAGCAAAGUCUUCCGUCGUGAGCCUGGCAGUGAACGAGUUGAGGUUCUUCCAUGCAGCAACAUUGUCUAGAGUCCAUUCGUCUAGCUUGGU
Molecule: messenger RNA, 1988 nt
Organism: Colletotrichum destructivum
Lineage: Eukaryota; Fungi; Ascomycota; Sordariomycetes; Glomerellales; Glomerellaceae
Product: Putative major facilitator superfamily, MFS transporter superfamily
Exons: 2
Coding region: 85-1383 (432 amino acids)
Biological process (GO): transmembrane transport
Cellular component (GO): membrane
Molecular function (GO): transmembrane transporter activity
Source: RefSeq, a predicted model, not a curated record